Thyridium curvatum is the source of this 1773-nucleotide messenger RNA. RefSeq lists its product as uncharacterized. The transcript is spliced from 2 exons. NCBI's taxonomy places the organism in Eukaryota, Fungi, Ascomycota, Sordariomycetes, Thyridiales, Thyridiaceae. Bases 1 to 1773 code for a protein of 590 amino acids. The record is from RefSeq and is a predicted model, not a curated record.
AUGGCCGACGUCGACGACAAGGCCAAGGCCGAGAAGCUCGCCGCGGCGAGGAAGAAGGUCGAGGAGAUGAAGAAGAAAAAGGCCAAGAAGGCCGGAGGCUCAGGCAAGAAGGACGACAAGGCAAAGACCAAGGACAAGGAUAGGAAAGACGAAGAAACCACCGAAGCCGCAGAGGAUAAGGAAAAGGAGGAAAGCAAAGAACAGGAGGCUGCUGAGUCCUCCAAGGGCGACGCGAAGCCGGCCGCAGAAGAGGACAACCCCGCCGAAACCAAGGAAGACGACGCCUUGUCCCCUUCAGAGUCCUCGCCCCCUUCGCUCGCGGCACAGUCCAAGAUGCGAUCGACCUCGUUCCGCCAGGCUUCGGUGUCAGGUCCCGUGGCCGCCAACCUGCAAGGUCCGCUGAGCCCGAGCAGCGAGACGGCUCCCGACAUCUACCGCAAGCACGUCGCCCGGAUAGAAGAGCUGGAGAAGGAGAACAAGAGGCUGGCAAAGGAGGUGGCCGACGCCGAGAAAAGAUGGCAGAAGGCUGAAGAGGAGCUGGCCGACAUCAGGGAGGGCGAGGGCGACUCGGACAAGAAGGGAGGCAACAAGGAGGUCGAGAAGCUCCAGGCCGAGAUUGCAGGCCUGCAACGCCAGAACGCGCAGCUCCAGGCCCGUAGCAAUGCCAGGCAUGGCUCGUCUCCCUCGAUCAGCAUGUCUUCUCCGCCCUCGUCGGAGCUAGAGGCACAGCUCCAGUCCAAGUCAUCGACGAUCGAGACCAUGGAGCUCGAGAUGUCGCGCUUGCGCGCCCAGGUCGAGCGUCUGUCUGUGUCGGCUACGACCUCUGAUUCGUCUGAGCAGGUGGCUGCCCUUGAAGACAAGCUGGCCCGUGCCGAGAAGGCAGCAGGUACAGCCCAGCGCGAACUUGCCGACCUCAAGCGCAACCUGGACCGCACGUCUGAGAAGGCCGUCCGCGAGGGGAGCGAGCGGGCCAGCGCGGAGACGAAGCUGCGGACCCUCGAGCGCGAGGCCGAGGAGCUGCGCACAGAGCGCGACGAGGCCCUACGCAAGGUCGAGGCGCUCGACAAGAAGAUCACCACGCUCACGACCCUGCACAAGGAGCAGGACUCGCGCGCCCAGGCCCUCCGGAAGGACAAGGAGCGCCUCGAGAAGGAGGCCGCGGACCUCAAGGCCAAGCUCGACAAGGCCGAGGCCGAGCUCAAGAAGCUGCGCAAGAAGGAGGCGCACGACGGCGGCGGCACCGACAACGACCACCUCGACGAGCUCGAGGACGAGGAGCGCCAGCGCCUGGAGAAGCGGGUGCGCGACCUCGAGGCCGAGAACUCGGACCUGCGCCGGGGCAUCUGGCACGACAAGCGCAAGGAGCUGCAGGUCGGCCCCGACGACGUCAGCCCCGCCGGCGGCCGCUUCACCGAUGUGGACCUGGGCAGCUCCCUGCACGGCGGCGGCGGCGGCGGCGGGCCGCCGGUCACGCCCUCGCACAAGAAGAGCGCCACGGGCGGCGGCAUCGGCGACUUCUUCUCGGCGCUGACGGGCGCCGACCACCACCACCACCACCAGCAGCAGCACGACGACGGCUUCCUCGACGACGACGACGACAUGGAGUUUGACGAGGAGGCGUUCAAGCGGGCGCAGGAGGAGGAAGGGCGCAAGCGCAUCGAGCGGAUCAAGGAGGUCAAGAGGGGGCUCAAGAACUGGGAGGGCUGGAGGCUGGAUCUCGUCGAGAGCCGGCAGGGCGGCGGCGAGGGCAUUGGGGAGGUGUUUGAGGUUUAA